UGAAAGUGUAUCUCGGCGGGUGAUGACGGGCAUUGAGCGGCCUCGGACAACCAUCGUUGCCAUGGAGCUAUCUGCUCAGAGCUCCCCACUGUGGACGCAAUGGUAAGCGUAUAUAGACCGCUCUUUGCUCGCCGUGUUCUCGUCUCCGCUUCCCACUGAGCUUUUUCAACCAUCUACUACUUCUCAGCAACUACACAACCACAACAUCUAUCCUUUCCCACAUCUACAGCAAUCAAUCGCAAUGGCCCCGCAAACAGUUGAGACUUCCCGCCUUGACGGCAAGGUUGCCCUCGUCACUGGCUCAGGCCGUGGCAUGGGUGCCACCAUGGCCACCGAGAUGGCCCGCCGCGGCGCCAAGGUCGUCGUGAACUAUGCCAACUCCGCCGAGAUGGCCAACAAGGUUGUGGACGAGAUCAAGAAGAACGGUGGUGAGGCCAUCGCCAUCAAGGCCAACGUUGCCAACGUCGAGGAGACCUCGGCCAUGAUGAAGCAGGCUGUUGAGCACUUCGGCCAGCUCGACAUCGUCUGCUCCAACUCCGGCGUUGUUUCCUUCGGUCACUUCAAGGAUGUCACCGAGGAGGAGUGGGACCGCGUCUUCCGCAUCAACACCCGUGGCCAGUUCUUCGUGGCUCGCGAGGCAUACAAGCACCUGUCUGUCGGCGGCCGCAUCAUCCUCAUGGGCUCCAUCACCGGCCAGGCCAAGGGUGUUCCCAAGCACACCGUCUACUCCGGCUCCAAGGGUGCCAUUGAGACCUUCGUCCGUUGCAUGGCCAUCGACGCCGGUGACAAGAAGAUCACUGUCAACUGCAUUGCUCCAGGUGGCAUCAAGACCGACAUGUACCACGCCGUGUGCCGCGAGUACAUCCCCAACGGCGCUCAGCUCACCGACGACCAGGUCGACGAGUACGCCGCCACUUGGUCCCCGCUCAACCGCGUCGGUCAGCCUAUCGAUGUUGCCCGCGUUGUCUGCUUCCUUGCCUCGCAGGAUGGCGAGUGGGUCAACGGCAAGGUCAUUGGCAUUGACGGCGCUGCCUGCAUGUAAAACAUUUCUUAAGUCAUAGUGUCUGUACAGCGGCAUGGGAGUGGAUGGCUUCCAGGAGUAAGGCUUGACUUAUUGGGCGUAGAGCGGAAAGUUAUGGACACAGAAAGAGGCGUCAAUGAAGAG
Molecule: messenger RNA, 1165 nt
Organism: Baudoinia panamericana UAMH 10762
Lineage: Eukaryota; Fungi; Ascomycota; Dothideomycetes; Mycosphaerellales; Teratosphaeriaceae
Exons: 2
Coding region: 242-1042 (266 amino acids)
Molecular function (GO): oxidoreductase activity
Source: RefSeq, a predicted model, not a curated record